Molecule: messenger RNA, 393 nt
Organism: Adineta steineri
Lineage: Eukaryota; Metazoa; Rotifera; Eurotatoria; Adinetida; Adinetidae
Source: the annotation of a GenBank genome assembly
AUGCGUAUUGCUUAUCGAAGUUUACUUUUUCAGAAAGAACAUUAUCAAAUUAUUAUUUUUCUUGAGAAACAUGCUGGUUUAGAUUUUAUUGAACUUGUUAAUGAAGGUCGUUUACUUGCUCGUGCAAGUAAAGAUCAUGUUGUUAAAGUUACAAAAGAAGCUGAUUUUAUACUUAAUCGUAUGCGUGCAGAUGAUGUUCGAAAAGAUAGUGAAUUUGAACAAUUAUGUGCUCAAACAAGUUCAGAACGUAUUCAUGAAGAAGAUCGAUGUGAUCAUUUUAUAACAUCAUCUCGUCAGCGUUUUCAAACAAAUGCAUUACGUUUAAAAGAAAAAUAUUUCUCUCAAAUGAUGAAUGAUAAAAUAACUUAUAUAAAUAGUUCAUAUUUAUCUUGA